Messenger RNA from Fusarium venenatum, 825 nucleotides. RefSeq lists its product as uncharacterized. Gene Ontology annotation, molecular function: lyase activity. Lineage: Eukaryota; Fungi; Ascomycota; Sordariomycetes; Hypocreales; Nectriaceae. The record is from RefSeq and is a predicted model, not a curated record.
AUGGGCUCCUCAGACAUUCCACCGCCUUCAGCACCAACAUGGCUCGUCCCAGCCUCAACAGCCUGCCUUUCCGUCGGCAUAACUUUCUGGUUAAUCGCCUACGUGUUGAUGGUUAAACGCAGCCUUGCAACCCACGCCACACCCGCGCCCCUCCUAGCUUUAGGCCUCAACCUCGCAUGGGAAGUCGUCUACGCGUUCGGCGUCUGCGAAGCGCCCAUAGAAACAUUUGGCUUCACCUGCUGGCUCCUCCUCGACAUACCCGUUCUAUACGCCACGCUUAAAACAGCACCUAGAUCAUUCUCAACCAGCCCACUCGUCGCGCGCAACAUACCGCUACUACUAGCUAUUGUCUUCGUAGCGGGGUUGGUAGGUAACGGGACGUUUGUAUGGUGGUGGCUCAAGGAGCCGCAUCGCGGCUAUGGUAUCAAAUGGGGCAAGACGUGGAAGGGUCUUGAAGCGAGAGAUACUACAGAGUUGGCAUUUUGGUCGGCUGGUGUGGCGCAGAUGAUAUUCAGCGUUUCGGCGUUGGCUAUGCUUCUUCAGCGUGGUCACUCUGGUGGACAAAGCUAUGCAAUCUGGUUCUGUCGCUUCGUAGGCACCGUUAUGGGCCUCCCUGUUUGUUGUAUACUUCUCUGGUGGUAUUGGCCAGAGGCUCACGGAUUCGUCUUUCACCCUCUCGCCUUGUUCUUCGUUGGUACAUCGGUGGUCUGCGAUCUGGCGUACCCGUUUCUGUUGGCCCAUGUCCGAACUACGGAAAAGGUUCUGCCUGACGGGAGCCUCGUAGAUGGGAGAAGACUAACGGAAGCGGAGAAGAAGCAUCAAUAG